Messenger RNA from Cucurbita pepo subsp. pepo (vegetable marrow), 1305 nucleotides. Its product is annotated as exopolysaccharide production negative regulator. NCBI's taxonomy places the organism in Eukaryota, Viridiplantae, Streptophyta, Magnoliopsida, Cucurbitales, Cucurbitaceae. The record is from RefSeq and is a predicted model, not a curated record.
CCACAGCAAAAUAAAAUUUCUUCUAUCCCUCUGGUCAAAGGGACUCCGAUCACCGGAUAGAUGUUUCCGGUGGCCGGAGAUUUCGUCUCCUCAAAUCCUUGAACUUCGUGCUGCUCAUCACCGAAAUCAGAGUGAUUAUCCUGCAAUUUCAGUAUUCUAAUGGAUUCUGAGGACGAUGAGGUCUCUACGUCUGAGAGGACGACGAAGAGGGGUUAUCUAGCUGUAACUAUGCGAUGGUGUGCCGUGCUUUUGAUUCCAGUAGUUUCAUUCUUUCUUGUGACUGUAUCUUUGAGUUUAGUUGCUGUUUUUGUCGCCAAUUCGUCAAUUACUAGUCCAAUUUCUUUGCGUUCUCAGUGCAAGAUUGUUUCCAGCAGUGUGGACCUUAGGUCAUCCAAGGUUUGUGAACUUGGACUACUGAAUUAUAAAGCCAAGAAUGUUUUCUACCCAUAUGAAAGAAAUAAGUUUAGAUGCCGAUAUGAUUACUAUUGGGCUUCAGUGUUCAAGGUAGAAAUGAAGGAUCGUUUUUCUGGCAAGGCUCGGGUGGCUUUGGCAGAGGCUCCAAAUGAGGCCCUUCCUCAUAAAUGCAGGCCUAAUUUUGGUGCUGCAUGGUUGGCUAAAGAUAAAUUCAAGGUGAAUGAAACAUAUGGCUGCUGGUACUCAUCUGACAUUUCCACAGUGAGCUUAGACUAUGAUGGCUUUUCCAGCUGUCAAGCUCAAGAACCUACAAAAGUUGAGAUGAUUAAAAGAUACUAUUUCCUGUGCACGAAACUAUUGCUAUCUUGGUAUUCCAGCAAGGAAAGAACUAUAUUUUGGAGGUGGGAUAUGUUGGCUGGACUUAUGACGGGUUUCUCGACUUCGUUGAUCACCAUUACUGUCUUAAGGGUCCUACAACCACUGGUACCUUGGAUGCUUAGGUACUUCACAACAAGGUUUUUUAUCCACCUGAAUCGUGCUUGUUUUCUGGUAGCAUACUUCUCCUUUGUAGGUUGGUUAAUUAUCCAGUAUGGAAAAAGGCUUAGCCUUCCUGAGAUUUUCAAUAUUCUAAAAAGUAGGCUAUGGUCCUCAGAUUGAUCAAAUGAAAGUUUGGAUCAUUGAGUUUCCACAUUUGAAACAAUAGAAAGUAAAUGUAGCCUUUUUUUUGCAGUGGAUCGGUACCAGAUAACUGGUUUGUUAGAAUCUAUUAAAUUUGGCUGUUUGUAGAAAUAUGUAUGAUGAUAUUAAUGAGAUAACGCUGUAACUUCUUAUAUGUGAAAAUUUGACACGAGAAGAAGUGGAUUUACAUAUGAUUACAGAAGCUGUUCUCAA